AUGGCAACGCCCAGAGGACACCAAAACUCGCCGCAAGCAACGGGAGAGGGGCAAGCGGCCCAAGAUACACCCAUCGAGCCUCUUCGGCAAGAUGAAGCCCGUGAGGAGGAUGAGUUUCUGACCACAGGAUGGGACGCCACCUCAACCGUCGCGUCAACAUCUCUGGCGUCAAGCGUAUACAAGUACGAAUUCGAGAAUGGCCGCCGGUAUCAUUCUUAUAAGCAUGGACGCUACCCGAUUCCUAAUGACGAUAUUGAACAGAAUCGGGAGGAUAUGAAGCAUGCUAUGAUCAUGGAGCUUACGCCCACGUGGGUGCCACCCAAUCUACGAUUCAUAGUCGACGAUGUUGAAGACGAGUGGGUCAAUGGCUCAGACUGGGACUUUGUUCACUGCCGCAGCAUGGCCGUUGUCUUGCGUAACUUGGACAAAGUCCUGAACCAGACCUUUACCCACGUCAAGCCCGGUGGGUGGAUCGAGUUUCAGGAAAGUCACGGCAUGCCCCAAUGCGACGACGGCACAAUGAAGCAAGACGACGUCUUGGCCAACUUCUACUCGGCCUGCGUCGAGGCCAUGGCCAAGUUCGGCAUGGACCUCGACAAGGGCAGCGCGCCGCUCGGCGCCGUCCUCGAGGCGGCCGGCUUCACCAACGUGCGCUGCGUGGUCAAGAAGGCGCCGCUCGGCACCUGGGCCAGGAACAAGACGCUCCGGCUCGUGGGCCAGUACGCCAAGCUCGCGCUGCUCGACUCGCUCUCGUCGGUCAUGGGGAAGCCGUUCGCGGCUCUGGGCUACUCGGAAGAGGAGAGGGAGGUCUGGGCGGCCAAGAUCAGGCAGGCUGCCAACGACGACUCGGUGCACAGGUAUUACAAUGUGUAUUUCUGGUACGGCCAAAAGCCAGAGUAG
Messenger RNA from Thyridium curvatum, 900 nucleotides. RefSeq lists its product as uncharacterized. The transcript is spliced from 3 exons. The coding region runs from base 1 to 900 and encodes 299 amino acids. NCBI's taxonomy places the organism in Eukaryota, Fungi, Ascomycota, Sordariomycetes, Thyridiales, Thyridiaceae. The record is from RefSeq and is a predicted model, not a curated record.